This is a messenger RNA of Larimichthys crocea (large yellow croaker), 3736 nucleotides long. RefSeq names its product excitatory amino acid transporter 4-like. Gene Ontology annotation, biological process: L-glutamate transmembrane transport. The record is from RefSeq and is a predicted model, not a curated record. Bases 562 to 2031 code for a protein of 489 amino acids. Lineage: Eukaryota; Metazoa; Chordata; Actinopteri; Sciaenidae. The transcript is spliced from 11 exons. Gene Ontology annotation, molecular function: glutamate:sodium symporter activity; neutral L-amino acid transmembrane transporter activity; L-glutamate transmembrane transporter activity. Gene Ontology annotation, cellular component: plasma membrane.
CCAUGUGGUCGGUUGCUGCAAUGAUGCAGACCAACAUUUCUUUAGGCCCACUAUGUGCACUCAGUGCUGUAACAUUAUUUCCAUGCAGCAAGCUUUUACAUUUAACUACUACAUGGACUGAAGCGUUUGUGCCAAGCUCUGUAAGUAACACUGAAGGUUCGGUUUCAUCUUAAAACUGGCAAAUAUGGUGAUUUUUAUUUAAGCAUGAGCAACAUAUAAAAAAAAAAUGUUUUCUUAUUUUAUUAAUAUCACUGUCUGGUUGCUGGCUGUUCUGAAUUAAAUUUGCACAUGACUUGAGGGAGACACAAAGCUGAUGAUUAAUGUGGUGAAGCCAAAGCUGGACUUUCACACUGUUGGCCAUGCCGUGGACUUGGACGUGCACCUGUAAAGACUGUUCAAGGAAUCGCAUUUUAAAGGUGAGCUUUUUCUAUCAUUUCCACGUAACUGAGGACAAUGUAAAAUCUGUUAAAAUUAACUUAUCAUAGUCAAUUUUAAAGAUUUCAUUAUUCUAACCUGCUUUCAUGUUUUCUCUCCAGUCUGUACUGCUUUCUGAGUCUAGUUAUGAAAGAGGUGCUGCCGUGUCCUAAUGAUCUGCCUGAGUUGGACUCGGUAGAGGUUAGAGAACCUCAGGAAAUCCAUAAGUCCCCAGGUUUCAGAUCUUCAUCCCCGAAUGGAUCUAAUGUCCUGGCAUUUUUCAAGAGGAAUACUUUUGUUGUUCUUAUGAUGUCUGCUGUUGCAUUCGGGAUUGGUCUGGGCUUUGCUCUGCGGCACAUUAAUCUGUCAGCCAGGGAUAUAAAAUAUUUAACCUUUCCUGGAGAACUGCUGAUGAGAAUCCUGCAGAUGUUGGUGCUUCCUCUCAUCAUUUCCAGUCUGAUUACAGGAAUGUCAUCUGUGGACAGAAAGGCUCAUGGGAAAAUUGGGCAAAGGGCCCUCGGCUUUUAUAUGGUCACCACGGUUAUUGCUGCAUUUACUGGCAUUGCCUUAGCUCUUCUUAUCCAACCGGGGAAAUCAUCCAGGACUGCCUCGGUGUCCUCUAGUGGUGAUGCAGAGGCUGUGCAGACAGUGGACUCCUUUCUAGAUCUCAUCAGAAACAUGAUUCCUUCAAAUUUGGUGGAGGCUUGUCUCAGAAAGUAUAAAACAGUUUAUUCCAGAGAGACUCGAGGUGUCGUCAAUACGACAGAGACCAGUGAGAACAAUGACAGAGUACCAGUGCCGGGCACCUCAGAUGGACUCAAUCUUUUGGGUCUGUUGGUUUUCUGUGUUGCCUUUGGCCUCACACUGGGCAGGAUGGAGACUGAGGGAAAACUUCUGAGGGAUUUCUUUGACUGCCUGAAUAAAACCAUCAUGCGUUUGGUCAACAUAGUCAUCUGGUAUUCUCCGGUGGGAACCCUCUUCCUGAUGGCAGGACAGAUUGUGAAGAUGACAGACACCGGAGAGACAGGUCGUGAAGUUGCCAUGUAUUGUCUCACUGUGAUCACUGGCCUACUAAUCCACAGCUUGUUCACGCUGCCCCUCAUCUAUUUCAUGGUUACACGUAAGAAUCCCUUCAGGUUUAUGGGUGGUCUACUCCAGGCACUCACCACUGCCUUUGGGACGUCAUCCAGUUCUGCAACCCUACCUGUUACCCUCCACUGUAUGGAGAAAUAUCACUACAUGGACAAAGUGGCACGCUUCAUGCUGCCUAUUGGUGCCACAAUGAACAUGGAUGGUGCGGCGCUCUAUGAAGCUGUAGCUGCUUUAUUUAUUGCCCAGGUUAAUAAUAUGGAGUUUAACCUGGGUCAAAUCAUUGUCCUCAGUUUGAUUGUCACAGCCGCAAGCACCGGUGCAGCAGGCAUCCCACAGGCUGGCUUUGUCUCCAUGGUGAUUGUGUUGGUGUCAGUUGGACUGCCCACUGAAGACAUAUCACUGCUGUUGAUUUUUGAUUGGAUUCUGGAUCGUCUAAGGACUACCACCAACGUGCUCGGUGACUGUAUCGGUGUGGGCGUAGUUCAACAUCUGUCCAGACAUGAGCUUCAAGGGUUUCAGCUCUGAUCUUCAUGAGGCUCGACACCAUCGAUACGAUAUGUUAUCACUGAUUGAUAACAAAAAGUACUGCCCAGUACACACAGUUACCAUCGGGAACAUGUUUGAGGAAUUAAUAGCACACUGCAGAUUUGCAAAUUUGAAACAUGAAAUGGUGGAGUUCUGCAAACAGUAUGUUGGAUAUGAAAUGUUCCGACCAAGUAAUUUGACUGGACAAGAGUUGUUCCACGAGUUCUGAUAUAGAGAAUAGCAACACGUAUCACUCCGCUUUACAACUGUUCUAACAACUGUUAUAAUAAUGAAUCGUCUUCUUCAUUUAUCUUAGAUUCUAACAAACUUUGAACUUGAUCAGCCACCGUCAGUAAUCAAUGCACAACCAUCAGUUUAGGAAAGAGACAAAAAAGAUUUCUCACUAAAAUAAGAGCCGGUUAGUGGAUCAGGUACACGCCAAAUUAAACACUGACUCAAAACAAUUAAUUCACCGUCUGUUAUGUUUCGUGUUGCUGUCAUGAGUUUUUCUUGGCCAUUACCAAAGUAUCUUUGAUGCUAAAUAUACUAACCGUAUAAAAUAUAUAACACAGGCCUUACAUGAGGUUAUCAGUGUAAACAUGAGAAGAGCAGCACACUGUUUCCUUUGUUGUAACUGAACAGUUUAUCACCACCUGGUGGCAGAAAAGUCAGCAUGCAAGACAAGAGAAAUAUCUCAAUGACCCAGUUGGACAUGGACAAUUGCAAAUACAUAAACAGCUUUUUAAUACUACGCAGUAACACAAUUUCUGAAAACAUAAUGUGGGCGUGGAAUUUAAAUAUGAUUUCCUACAGAAGUGUUUCUGGACAACAAAACAUAACAUUAAAAGAUCAUCAGAAGAAGAUGAUAAGCCUUUCUUGGAAAUAAGGCAGAUUAUUAAUUUAUUAAUGACAGUUAGUCAUUCAAAUAUUGUUCUCAAACAGCUAAAACUAUCUACUGUACAUUGAAGUACAGUUCAUGUCUGAACUGUACAGGAUCUCUGGGGGAAAACAUGUUAUUUCUGUCACAAGUCAGGGCAUGUUGCAGUAUUUCUGCGCUGUGCAAAAUAGCGUUAUUAAUAGAAAACUGUAAACGCGCCCGAAAUGCAUUAUUCUACCAUCAGCCAAUGGCAGGAGAAGAAUGGGAAACUGUGGCUGCUCCCUCCGGGCGAUGUCAGUGGCAUCUCUCUGACAUUGCACUCAUCGCCCGGAGCUCAGUGCAGCUGUGUGUAGAGCAGGAGGGAGGGAGAAAGAGAGGGAGGGAGGUGUAGGAGGAGGAGGAGGAGGAGGAGGAGGGGGAGUCAGCAUCAGAGCCAGCGAGCAAGAGAAAGGGAGGGGAAACUCGUGUGGAGGAGGGGUUUCACCAGGAGUGAGAGAGCUUAAAAGAGAUGCUGAGAAAAAGUAAAGAGAGAGAGAGAGAGGCUGUAUGUGAGAGAGGAAGAUGCUGUUGCCAGGGAACAGCGGUGAAGUAGAUCCGUCCGUCUUUUCCAGCUCACGGGAGAAUGAAAACACGUUAAAUCAUGGAUGUGAAAUGGACUGAACAUGGACAGAAGAUAAACAACUGAUUCUGAAUCCAGGCAGCUCGGAGAGAAACAAAGAGAAGGAGGACACCAUUUGUCUCUCAGCCUCCAUCAGAAAACACCCAGACCCUCCCAGUCCUGAGCACACACGAGUGUCCCACCUGCAGACGUAAACAGACGAUGAGCCU